This is a messenger RNA of Sphenostylis stenocarpa, 1317 nucleotides long. The record is from the annotation of a GenBank genome assembly. Lineage: Eukaryota; Viridiplantae; Streptophyta; Magnoliopsida; Fabales; Fabaceae.
AUGGCGACUCUGAAUCUGUUCUCUCAGCCAUGGCAACCUACAAUUUCACCUUCUUUCUGUUGUUCUAAUUCAAACAACAACAUUUCCCACACUUACCAAAAUCAUAAUAGUAUUUCCAUCAAUUCAAAAUUGCAUUUCUGUUCCAAUUCUCGUCAAUUAUCUGUUAUUUCUCAGUUGUCCUCUCCCUCCUCAAAGUCAGGCAGUGGAAGUUCAUGGUUGCAAAGCAGUUCCUUUGUAGCUGGCAUUGAAUACAGGAAGCGUCCUCUACAUUCUGUAUUUCCCACAAAACCUGCUCAAGUUUCCUCAGUGGAAGACCUCUAUGAAUUUAUUUGCUCGGGACCUUUGCUUGACAAAAUAGGCAUCACUCAAGACCAGGUGGCUGAGUCCAUUGAUAACUGGUUACUGUAUGGCCGGUACCUAUGCAGAUUGUUUAAGCUUAAUGAAUUGUACCUUACAGAGCCUCAAAAGGCUAGGAUUUAUCACUACUAUGUACCAGUCUUUCUCUGGUGUGAACAACAGAUCGCGGAGCAUCAGUCCAAGUUCAAAGACGGAGAAGAAAUACCUCCUUUAGUGAUUGGUUUCAGUGCCCCUCAAGGUUGUGGAAAGACAACCCUUGUCUUUGCUCUUGACUAUCUUUUUGAAGUGAUUGGCAGGAAGUCUGCUACAAUAUCUAUAGAUGAUUUUUAUUUGACGGCUGAAGGUCAGAAUAAACUAAGAGAAGCUAAUCCAGGAAAUGCACUUCUUGAGUGGCGUGGAAAUGCAGGAAGCCAUGAUCUUGCUUUUUCUGUUGAAACUAUGAUAACUUUAACUAAAUUGACAAGAGAAGGUGUGAAAAUGAAGCUACCAAGAUAUGAUAAAUCUGCAUUCAAUGGGAGAGGUGACCGUGCUGAUCCUUCAACAUGGCCAGAAGUUGAAGGCCCCCUGAACGUUGUGUUGUUCGAAGGUUGGAUGCUUGGUUUCAAACCCCUUCCAGUUGAAGCAGUAAAGGCUGUUGAUCCCCAGCUAGAAACUGUAAAUAAAAACCUUGAAGCUUACUAUGAUGCAUGGGACAAAUACAUUAAGUCAUGGAUAGUCAUCAAGAUUAAGGACCCAAAUUGUGUCUUCCAAUGGCGCUUGCAGGCUGAGAUUGCCAUGAGGGAGGCCGGCAAUCCUGGAAUGACAGAUGAUGAGGUGAGAGAUUUUGUUUCACGCUACCUGCCAGCAUACUAUGCAUACCUUCCUACACUUUACUCGGAGGGACCAAACGGAUCAGAUCCUCAACAUCUCCUAACCAUUGAAAUAGAUGAAGGGAGAAACCCCAUCCUUGCUGCCAUUUGA